Molecule: messenger RNA, 2989 nt
Organism: Tricharina praecox
Lineage: Eukaryota; Fungi; Ascomycota; Pezizomycetes; Pezizales; Pyronemataceae
Product: heterokaryon incompatibility protein Het-C-domain-containing protein
Exons: 4
Coding region: 227-2806 (859 amino acids)
Source: RefSeq, a predicted model, not a curated record
AUCUGAUUAAGGCCUCCAUCACACACCAACCAUCAGCAAGUUGCAACCCCCACCAGAAGCAGGUGCUUCUUCCUUCUCUUCUGUUCCUGUAAAUCCCCCUCAUCACUCUCAUCUUUCUCAUUUCGUGCCCGUUCCCGGACAACCAGCCCGAGAUCGGAACAACCCACCACCCACCACAUCACUACACCAUUUCAACAAAGACUGUGCGCCCCAAAACUUCACAGAGAUGUCCGCUUCAAGGACCAACCGCUCGAUGGUCCUCCUGUUCACCCUCGUGGUGGUGCUGGUGUUUGCGUCGCCCGCACAUGCAUUCGGCGCCGGCAACAUCGCCUCCAUCGCAAAGAUCGAAGGCCAGAACUUCCGUCAUGGAGAUAUCGAAGAUACGCUACAAAAGAUCGCAUUCCUGAAGGGCGGAAAAUGGACUGCGGCGCUGAUCCGGAGGGUCUACUUUGGUAACUGGCUGCGCGACUACUCGCAGGCGCUCGAUGUGGGAACGCUCAAGAGUGUGCCCAAGGAUACCAUCCGCUGCCUUAUCUGGGUCCUGUCGUUUCUCAGCUUUGGUUAUGCUACUGGGGAGUACGAAGUCACCGAGGAGCGGUUGGGUGUUUAUCGUCCCGAAGAACACAUCGACAACCCCAAGGACUACGCCGAUAAUCUGAAUGCGCAGGUGUACGACUCUCGUCUGCGCCCGGCUGUACACCCCAGCGAGCUCGCUAUCGAUCCUCUCACCGGUAUGAAGAACUAUAUCGCCAAUGAGACCGGCGGCUGGGCGACGUCGUCCGGCUACGUCAAGUUCUCGUUGACUCGGUGCAUCCACUUCGGAAGGAUGUACACCUCCGGCCCGCGAGGCCAGCAAGGACGCGAGGCAGACCUCUUUGAAGCUCUGCGGUGCUUGGGCCAGGCGCUGCACUGUCUGGAGGACUUCUCUGCCCACAGCAAUUACGUCGAGCUUGUGCUCCGGGAGAUGGGACACCGCGCGGUAUUCCCACAUGUGGGAGAGCGCACGGAGAUGGACAUCGGUGUUCCGCCUGGAUAUCCCGGUGGACGCAGGGCGUUCCCGCUGAUCACUGGUACCUUUGGUAGUGUCGACUUUGCGCACUCCGUGCUGGGAGAGGCGCAAGACAAGUUCUCGCAAACUGAGGUCGACGAGAUGGAUGUUGCGCUUGCCGAUGCUCACGAGGACCAGAAACGUGCGGAAAAGAGCGGGCAAGGUUCGGUUCUUAAGGAUCUGUUGAGACAGAUGACGAGUAUGGGAGUGAUGGGCGGCGAUACCGUGAAUGAUGUCGACCGCCUUGAGCAGCAAUCCGAUGCUCAGGAGAUGGCCAACAUGAAGAUCGAUAACUCCCGCCCUGCAUUCAACCCGCUCGAGACCAUGCACAAAAUCUAUCCUAUCCUCGAGUUCCGCGACAACAUCAUGCGCGCCAUCGAGGAGGCCAUCGAGAAGAUCCCCGGUCUCACGGCACUGGUCGAGACGAUCUCCGAUACUCUUUCCGUCUUCAUCCUCUCACUCCUGGCACCCUACAUCCGCCCGCUGAUUGCGCGUGCCUCGCUCGAGCUCAAGGAGGGCUCCUCAGCCGUCAUCGACUCCUCGGCGCAGCACCAAUACGAGCCCUGGACAGAUCCGUACUGCACCGACCCCACGCACUCCCUCCUCAGCAAGGACCACUUCAGCAACAAGCUGAACACGCCCGCCGGCGAGGUUGCCGCGGCCGUCGUACAGUUCUGCGUGCCGCGCGUGCUCCACGCCUGGGAGAACCCCGAAUUCCCGCUCGACGUCGUCCUCAACGACGUGGCGCGGGUCUUCCACCACCCAGCGCUCCGCGACCCCAACUGCGACAUCCAAGCCGGCAUGUUCCAGACCGUGGUGAAAUGGGCCGAGCACCUUCCCGACCGGGGCGCCAGUCUCAACGACGUCCUGGGCGCGGCCGGCGUGCGCGAGGGAAGGAACCACACCGGUGGAGUCUUUGGCGGGAAGUGUGGUGGCGGACAUGGAAAGAUGAAGGGCAGCGACUGGAGCAAGAUCGAUAAGCGGAAGAAGCCUAAGAAGGAUGGCAAGGGCUCGUCGAAACCGGGCAGUGGUUACUCGGCUAUCUCGGCGAUUCCGGGCGUCUCCCAGGGUAAGGGCGGGACUAUCAAGGUCGGCGGUGUCGUGCUGCCCGGUGUGCUCGGCGGCCUGCUCGAUGCGGGCCUGGCGGGUUUCCAAGAUGCCAGCGGCGGCGGUGGACAUCUCGGUGAGAAGAAGAAGGAUAAGUACAAAGAGGACAGGUACAAGGAGGGCAAAGACAAGGACAAGCGCUCCAAGUCCAAAGACCGCUACAAGGAGAAAGACGACAAGUCAUACAAAGACAAGGACAAGAAAGACAAAGACAAGGACAAGAAGGACAAGGACAAGAAAGACAAGAAGAAGGACAAGGACAAGUACUCGUCGUCGCGCGGCGGCGUGUACGAAGACGAGGGCGGCUACCUCCCCGUGCACCACCAAAGCGAGCGCUCCCUCUCCAGCGACGGCCGUCGCUCCGGCGAGGGCGACCGCCACCACCGCUCAGAGUCCAGAGAGCACCGUCGCAGCCACAGCAGGAGCCACGAGCAGUACGAGUACUCGGUUCGUCCCGUUAGCCGCGAGGGAGGGUACUACGAGCCGCAGUACGGAAGCGGACGUGUUCCGGGUGGGUUCGAGGCCGGAUACGAUAGUGGCGAGGAGCGCGAGCGCAGGGGCGAUAGGCAUAGGCAUGAGAAACAGAGGCAUGGUGGUAGCUCCGGCGGUGGUGGGUAUGAAGGCUCGGCCGGCGGGUAUUAUUAUGGGUAGAUGUUGAUGAGCUGGUGUUUAUUCUUGUACCUAUGAUACAUAUGUCGGGUCUGGGUUUUAGGGGUCUUUCUUUGGCAUGUUCGUGGCUUUUGACUGGUGGCGAAUUGAGAAUUGGUGCGGUUACUUGACUACAUACUUCACAAGUGGGUCACUGAUGAUCUCGGCGAGGAGAUAGAUACGUGC